Molecule: messenger RNA, 1530 nt
Organism: Jatropha curcas
Lineage: Eukaryota; Viridiplantae; Streptophyta; Magnoliopsida; Malpighiales; Euphorbiaceae
Product: zinc finger (C2H2 type) family protein
Source: RefSeq, a predicted model, not a curated record
AGGCUCUUUUGUCCUUAACUUGCAUCUAUUACCAUGGCUGGUUCAAUAAAGAAAAGUUGUGGAAAUUGGUGAAUAGACUACUAAAACAGAAAUGUCAUGUCCAGGAGAAAUGUCUUUCCUUGACAAUCUUCUUUGCUUGGCAAUAUCUGUGCUUCAUACAAAAAUUCUGUACGCAUUCUCGAAACUUUUGUAGUUAAGAAAAUAAUCGAAAGCAGCCACGAGAGGAUCAAGAAUAUAUAUACAUAUAAUGCCUGCAUUCUGGUUUUCUCUGAAAAGAUCAUUACAGUGCAAAUCACAGCAAUCUGACGUGCAUGUUCCGAGGGUCAGGAGCAAUUCAUCCAGCAUUCAAACAAAAAAGCCAUGCGGGUCUGGUUGCUCGAGAUCCGUAUCUAAUCUAAGAGAUGUUAUUCAUGGAAGCAAGAGAUACACAGAGAAGGCACCGAGUUGCAGCCCGAGAUCUUUGGGUAGCAGUGACUUUCUUAACCCUAUAACCCAUGAAGUAGUUCUUAACGACUCCACCUGCGAACUAAAGAUUUCUGGUUUUGGCGGCAAUGCCAGCGGUGGUGGUGCUAAAGGCGUUUCUUCUACUUUUGUGGGUACUCUUAAGCCAGGAACACCUGGCCCUGGUGGCUAUGAACUGGGUACCCUUCAUCACCCAAGAAAGUCAAGUAGUAAUCUUUCAAGGAGGAUUCAAGGCGACUCUCCAGUUUUUGGUACUGGCAUGAGUAUCUCUUCCAAUUCCAGAAUUUCUUUUGAUGCAAAGUUUUAUGAUUCUUCUUCAAAUCUGAUUUGCAAAAAAUGUUUCGCCGAGUUCAAGACUUUGGAUGCUGUUGAAGAACAUCAUCUCUCCAAACAUGCCGUUACUGAACUGGUAGAAGGUGACUCAUCUAGGAAGAUAGUUGAAAUUAUCUGCAGAGCUAGCUGGCUAAAAUCUGAGGCUAAUUGUAUCCGCAUAGAAAAAAUCCUAAAAGUCCAUAACAUGCAGAGUAGAAUUGCUCAAUUUGAAGAACAUAGAGAAAUUGUCAAAAUCAAAGCUAGUAAACUUCCUACAAGACACCCACGUUGUUUAGCAGAUGGAAAUGAGCUCCUCAGAUUCCAUGGCACAACUAUUGCUUGUUCUCUUGGCUUAAAUGGUUCUUCUUGUCUUUGUACAAUGGAGAACUGCGAUGUUUGCCAAAUUCUGAGAAAUGGGUUCUUAAAGAAAGACCUUAAAGAUGGAAUUGGUGUUUAUACAGCUUCUACAAGUGGAAAAGCUUUGGAAUGUAUUGAAUUUAGUGAAGAAAAAAGUUCCUCAAGAAAGGCUUUGUUGGUAUGCAGAGUUAUUGCUGGAAGAGUUCAUAAACCUCUUGAAAAUUUUCAAGAAAUUGCAGGUCAAUCGGGUUUUGAUUCAUUGGCCGGAAACUAUGGUCAUCAAAAUUGUAGUAUUGAGGAGCUUUAUUUACUAAAUCCCAAAGCUCUCCUUCCUUGUUUUGUAGUAAUUUGCUAACCAUGAAAAUUAAUAUUAAGUACUCAAUUUUUUUAUUUUUAAAA